AUUGGUGAGGUUGAUAUGUCUGUCAAGCUAGGUAUUGUGGAGAGUUUAGAAAGAUAAGUAAACAAAUUGUUUAGGGAAUUCUUAUAAAGAUAUGUAAACUUGAAUUAACAAAAGAUAACAUUUAAAAAUUAUUACUUAAUGUCAUAUUGCUAUUGAAAUUUUCUACAUUCCGAUCAACUUACUAGAAUAAACGUAUUUUUAAAUCACUAUCUAAGUAAUUGUUUACAUGUCUAUACUCGGCAAUUUGUGAAUGCUAGUGAGUAACAUCGUACUACUGUUCGGUGUGUUGUGUGCUCUUGUCACCAUGGCAACUUCAGGCACUGUCGAACUGUCAAAGGAUGAAAUGGCAGCACUGGAAACUGUCACUCAAGGAACUAACAAGUUUGCCAUCAGUCUGUACAGGGCUCUAUCUCGCAAUCAGGCUGGCAAUGUGUUCGUCUCACCACUCAGUGUACAAAUGGUGCUUGCACUAGCGUAUACAGGUGCUAAGGGCAGCACUGCUGAUGAGGUGGCCAAAGUGCUUUCUCUUCCAGAGAAGCUCGACAACACCUACAGCGGCUACAAUGCGCUCAUCAGAAUCCUUCAGGAUCCAGUGCUAAAGCUGGCCAACCGCAUGUUUGUGGAGAAGACUGCUGGUGUGUUGGAGACGUUCCAGAAGAAUGCAGAAAAGUACUUUCUGUCUCCUGCAGAGUCCGUUGACUUUAUGAAAGAUACAGAGAAUGCUAGAGUACACAUCAAUUCCUGGGUUGAAGAUCAGACCAAUAAGAAGAUAACAAACCUUCUUGCACCCGGUAUACUCUCCUGUGAUACAAGGCUAGUAUUGGUAAAUGCAAUACAUUUCAAGGCCAACUGGAGUAAACAAUUCCAAGAAAAAGACACAAAAGAACAACCCUUCCAUGUCUCCAAAACUAAGAGUGUACCAGUUCAGAUGAUGAAUAUUAAAAAGAAGUUUGGCUUUGUCCAUGACAAAGAUUUGGGAGCAAAGAUUCUAGAGCUGGAGUAUGAGGGUGGACAUUUCCGCAUGUUGGUAAUACUGCCUGAUGAGAUAGACGGGUUGGCCAAACUAGAAGAGAAGCUGGAAAAGGUUAAUCUCUCUGACAAAAUAAAGUACAUGCAGCAACCCACUGUCACUGUCGCACUGCCCAAGUUCAAGAUGGAGGAAACCAUGGAUCUGAAUGACAUUUUGAAGUCUAUGGGAGUGGAGACUAUGUUCAGUCAGAAGGCUAACUUCAGCGGUAUAUCCGACGUGCCUCUGGUGGUCAGCAAGGUAGUUCAGAAAGCGUUUGUGGAGGUCAACGAGAAGGGUACUGAAGCUGCAGCGGCUACUGCUGGGUGCGUUCGUUUGCGGCGCAGUUUAGAUAUCGAAGAAGAACCUGAAGAAUUUAUUGCUGACCAUCCGUUUGCGUUUGUUAUAUCUCACAAUCCCAGCAGCUCUGUCCUGUUUGUCGCUAGGUUUUCGAUUCCGGACUCGGACCAAAACGAGACUAAUAAUAAAUCUCAUGAUGAGUUUUAGUCAUCUUAUAUUGUGCACAAUGUGGUAGCUUUCUAGGCGCUUUGAAACACGUAACACUAAUCACUCAAUAUUGUGUGUUUAAUCACAGGUCUGAUGCAUGUAAAGAUAUUUUGAAACUAAUGAAACUUAAUAAAAGAAAGACUAUUUAAAAACUGGACACAAUUUUCACAAAUCAGCCAAUUUUAUUGAUAUAUUUACCAUUUGUUAUUUAUUUCUAAGCUGUUUAUGAAGUUUUUGAAGCCUACAAAAUAGAAAAAAUAUUUUUAUUUAAGGCCUGUCAGCAACAAUAAAACAGAAAGACUCUGCACAAGUAUUAAUAUACUUAUAGUUUAGUAAUUCUAUAGUCUGUGCAAUAAUACACUACGUAGCUUUGGUUAUGUCUUUUAUUUCGUGUUAUAUAUAUUCAACUAUUUUUUUAUUGUGAAAUUUUAAUUUUACAAAUCUGACAAAGAUAGGAAAGUUCACACCUUUUUGAGUUUCCAGCUGUGGUAAUAAUGUUUGUUAGUUUCUACAAUUAAACUACUGCCUUAAAUAAUUAUUGAAAUACUACGGUUUAUUUACUUUACUACGAGUCUUAAUUUUGUAAGCAACUGACAUGUAGGUAUUAUAAAUCUCAUUAACGGAAUAGUGGUUUAAUUGAGUUCCACCUAACUUGAAGUUAAGUUUACAACCUAAGAAGACUAAGUUACUAAGUACUAUAUACUAAUUUGUUUUUUGUUAGCAAUGGUGUAAUAGUAUAUUGUUAUAACUGCUAGAACAUUGUUAACAAAAACAAAUAUUCUAGAGCUAUCGAGGCUAUCGGCCUAAAUGUAUUCAUCAUUUGUAAAACUGUCUCGGAGGAAAGUUACCUGUAACUUCUGUCUACUGUGGUCUAACCUCUCUCACUCUGAAAAAUGGAAACUUUCCUCUCCUAUUACACAAAUUACUAUUCUUAAACGAGGCAUAUUCUUUAAGUAAGUACCAUUUUGAAAUUUCGCCCCUGCAGCGCCUGGGUUGGUGUCCUGCGCUUGCGUACUGUCUACGUUAACCUGUUAGUAAGCUACAGACACAAUUACAUAAAAAAUCAAUUGUUUUUACACAGGUUAACGCAUAUUUCAAAUGUCCCUAUGAAUUGAGAAUCCCAUUGACUGUGAAGUACGUGCUGUUAUUUGUUUUUUGGCACUGAAGGUGUGAAAGCAGUUGAAAUUUACUAUCAGAACCCUGAAGUGUACGGACAAAACACUAUGAGUCAUGGAAUGACAUUGGGUAAAAGAUAGUCAAAAUAACGUCAAUGGUAAGAAAAAGAGUUGAAAACUUUCAAUGAUCACCAGUGAUUUGGUGCACAAAUUGAAUAAUAAAGUGAAAAUGAGUAGUCAUUUUAUAAUUUCUUUGUUUUAUGAAGUUUUUUGGAUGACAUUUUUAUCGAAAAACAUUGUUUCGCUGAAUAACAUUUUUAUGAAGAAACAUGUUUUAUUUUAUGACAUUUUUAUCGAGAAACAUGUUUUGCUGUAUGUCAAAGUCCGUCCACAUGUAGCAAAAAAACUUAAACAAAUCAUUACAGCAUUUUGCUAGGUACAACUUGAUAAUCCUCACAAUAGCCCCAAUUACACCUCCAGUGCCUACCAUUUGUUUGUUCACAAGAAGAAGCAUCUUGAAGAUCAGUGCUGCAACAAAGACAAUAGCAUCAAAAUUGUCGUGUUGCACUCUCGGUUAAAUUAAGUGGCAAUCUUGUAUAAGAAUAAUAUACAAAAGGUUGUAUUUAGAUAUGGUAAUUUUCUUAAUAUUGAUGGCAGUUAUAUAGAAAAAGCAGGUAAAGUGUGUGGGCUUUCAUAUAAAAAUAAAAUUGUUACAACAAGUUUACUUGAUUUUGUUUUAUAUCAGAACUUACUUAAAAAAUACACCUCAUAUUAUAGUCAAAGAAUUGGAAAAUAUUAGGUAAUAAGUAAGUAUAGACAUUAAUAACUUCAACCAAGAAUAAUCCGUCCUUUAACAAAGUUAACUAACAUUCUUAGAUUGUCAAUUGGUAUAUAUCUUUCUUUAUUAAUAUUUUCACUUUUUACUUUUAUGAACACGUUUUUAUAGAUAGCACAUCAGGUUAGUCGUACUUGUUUAUUAAAAGGAAUUACUUUUAAAAUUAGUUUAUUACUGUAGUCAUAUUAUUUUAAUUAGUUACAUUCAAUGUAGCAAAAAUAUUAAUAAUAGAAAUAAUGUGGGAAAAAAAUAUUAAGAUUAUGAAUUUAUAUUAUAUCUAAAUAAACAACCAACAUUAUUAUUGA
Molecule: messenger RNA, 3768 nt
Organism: Homalodisca vitripennis (glassy-winged sharpshooter)
Lineage: Eukaryota; Metazoa; Arthropoda; Insecta; Hemiptera; Cicadellidae
Product: leukocyte elastase inhibitor-like
Exons: 8
Coding region: 251-1513 (420 amino acids)
Molecular function (GO): serine-type endopeptidase inhibitor activity
Source: RefSeq, a predicted model, not a curated record